GGGUAUUUAAAUUUUGAUGCAGACAUGUCAAUCACGAGAGGGUAUCAGAAUCUAUUUAAAGGACUGGGUAUUUCAGUUGAUAAAACACGGCUGCUCUCUUGGGCCCUAAUUUUCCUGGUUACUGAAGAUUCCUUGCAUAUAUAACUAUGAUUAGUGGAGAUUUGUGGAGAAACGAAAGAGGAUGUAAAUAAUUUGAAGAAAUGGGGACUUAACUCUAAAUGUGGAUUGGUGUGCUGAAUUAUGUAACUAUUGGAAACAUGAUCUCAACUUUUAUGGUGUGCUGUUUGUUGCAAAUCACGAUUUUCCACAUUACUCCAUUUCUGACCAAUAAAUGUCCAGAAUCAGUUCCCACCUCAAAUUACGUUGACAAAUGCCCAGAAAACAAAACUGCGUGGAUGUUAGCGGCAAAACAUAAACAAUGUGAAAAUGUAGCGAAGGUUCAAAAUUGUUCGAAGGAAGUUGACUUUGUGUAUCACUGCGUAUUGACAGACCAGCAACAAGACUCGUGGAGGUGUGUGUCCCACGAUGGUAUAUGAAUGGUUAUUGUGCUGCAUAUGACACUGACGAACAGCGUCUUGUCAACUACAUAGACGAGGACUGUACAGAAUUUGAAGAAAACGCAUGCCCGACCAGAUAUUUAUCAACAGAUAUCUUUAAAUAUACAGGAUGCUAUAAUCUUAUUGAAUCUAGAUCCAGAUUGGAUGUUAGAUGUAGGAGUUCAGAUAAUUCGGAUAUUUUAAGUUCCCUGUCGCCUGUUCAUGUCAUUCUCUCAAUCAUCAUUGGAAUCCUUGCAACUCUAUUAGCAAUCCAAUCCGUGUUCACAUACAAAUUGAGAAGAAAAUAUCAACAUGCUGGAGAAAAUAAGAAUGUGAAUAACAAUAAGAACCCAACUGAUCCAGAGAUACCAGUUGAUGAAGACUCAUCACAUUAUCAUGAAGAAUACAUCGACGAGAGCACGGGAAAAACGCUUUGGCUGAGGUACCCACGAACAAAAACAAUAGUGAAAUAUAUCUACAAGAACGACAAGAAACAUUACGAUUAUGGUGAAAUAUUACCAAUUCACGAAAAAGAACCAGAACAUGAGAGGAAAUUGGAUCAAACAGUUUGAUGAGAAUUGAAAUCACUCUCACAAAUAACUCUUUUCUUAAUCAUAAUUUACUGUUACAAUAGAAACCACUUUCAUUCCAUGUGUUACGUAACAGCUGCUGAUAUGAUAAAUUGCAAAGCAAAAAUUGACAGCAUUGCAGUAUCAAAAUGUUUGAUACUUUGAUUUCUAUAAUGACUCAAAAAUAAUUUUCAUAACUUGAUUCAAUGCAAUACAAACUUUCCAUAUGCAUGAAACAAACCAUUCUGGAUCAGUAGUAAAUGAUCAAUUUUGUUUGUCAAAAGGUAUAUAUAUAUAUAUAUAUAUAUAUAUAUAUAUAUAUAUAUAUAUAUAUGUGUGUGUGUGUGUGUGUGUGUGUGUGUACAGUGAUUCCCCGCUAUAUUGCCCCCCCCCCGUUAUAAUGCCAACCCCGCAUAUCGCCAAAACAGUUCAAAGUCCCGUUCUCCUCGCUAUGGAAAACCCCGUUAUAACGCCAUCCCCCGCAUACCGUCAUCCGCCAACGUAUUUACAGCUACGAUUUGGUCAAUUACCGUUAUAAUCACCCCCGAUAAUUAUCGCCAAUCAACGGCAGGAAAAUUUCAGUGAGCAGGCUUAAGGAAUUAUCUGCCGUUAGUCCUCCAGGUCUCAAAGUUUGAGGUAGAUAAUAAGUUACGCAAAUUAUAAUCAACUGAGUUCAAAUAUGCAGUAUUGUUUUUGAAAUCUGAGUAUCGCGGACACACCGAAAUCUAAGCGUGUUGGAUAUAAAAGAAAAACUGGAAAUCGUUAAAUACCCCUAGCAUUACGAGUCAUUGCCGACCAAUAGACGCCGGGAUUAUCCAAGCAUUCAAAGCACAUUAAUGUAGUACAUAAAAUUUGUUUGAUUUCUUAUGACAGCUUUACACAUACUCCCCCUCACCCGGAAUAAUGCCACCCCCGUUGUAAUGCCAAAAUUGCCGAGGUACAAAUGUUGGCGUUAUAACGGGGGAUCUCUCUCUCUCUCUCUCUCUCUCUCUCUCUCUCUCUCUCUCUCUCUCUCUCUCUCUCUAUAUAUAUAUAUAUAUAUAUAUAUAUGUGUGUGUGUAUGUGUGCGUGAGUAUGUUUGUGUGAUGGUCCCGCUUAAAUUUGUGUGUGCGUGCGUACGUGUUAGUAUAUGUGUGUGUUUGUUCGAUACUUACAUACAUGUAUACCUAACAUGCAAACAACACUGCAAAAACAAACAUGCCAUCUAUUCAUUAGAGAUGUAAAUAUCCCCAAGGAGUUGAGACUCGUAAUGCGUCAGUUCUAAUUCAACUUUAUAUAAUAAAACAUAUAAUUUAAUCGAUUGAGAAAUACCAGUUUUCCUGUGUCAAGAACAUGCAGCGGAAAUAUGGCAGCUACAUGUGUUCCAAAUGUUCUGAGCUCUAAUCGGUCAAACGAAAUUAGCAUGCAUACAUGUACAGUGCACUGUUGAGUGGCAAUAUAACUGCUCUUCAUGUACAUUUAUUCGGAGAUUAUUAGCGAUAUACAUACGUGGAUAGAAACAUUGAAAACAAAAUGAGAUUUCUCUACUAUUCAGUCAACUACUAGAAACAUUGCACUAUGUGAACAAAUAUUUUAGGUACAUGCAUAUGUAAGUCUGGUUGUGUGAAAAGAAUAACAAUUUCGAUCCACAUACGUUUUAAAACCGUACUUGAAACAUCGCACACGCAAUAUUAAUGUUUAAUCAAGGAAGCAUUAUAAAUUUUAAACGAUAUGAAAAUAUAAAUGAUACACUUAUUCUUAGUGUCGUUGCUAGGUAGUAUAUGACUCAAGUACUUAACAUUUUCUUCAUCACUUAGUUAUUUCUGAAAAUGGAAUGGUUUCAAAAAAUGAAUAUCUUAUAAGGACGAUUUUAGGCACUAGUCAAGUUACAUACAUGAGUCAGUGUAUACAAAUUUGUUGGUAAAGAUGAGUAUGUGAACCAUUGCAUAAUGUAUGUAUGUUCUUUGUUUGAAUUAUAAACUUUUGAUUGAUCGAAUGAAAACUCAGAUGCAUUCAAAUGUAUCAAUAAAAAUGUAUUAAUAAAUAAUAUUUACGAGUCA
Messenger RNA from Ostrea edulis (European flat oyster), 3144 nucleotides. RefSeq lists its product as uncharacterized. The transcript is spliced from 11 exons. Lineage: Eukaryota; Metazoa; Mollusca; Bivalvia; Ostreida; Ostreidae. The record is from RefSeq and is a predicted model, not a curated record. Bases 533 to 1108 code for a protein of 191 amino acids.